Molecule: messenger RNA, 2375 nt
Organism: Lytechinus variegatus (green sea urchin)
Lineage: Eukaryota; Metazoa; Echinodermata; Echinoidea; Temnopleuroida; Toxopneustidae
Exons: 4
Coding region: 56-1009 (317 amino acids)
Molecular function (GO): acyltransferase activity, transferring groups other than amino-acyl groups
Source: RefSeq, a predicted model, not a curated record
ACAAGUUGACAGAAAACUCUAGGAAGUAGGAACGAAGAUUUAAUUAGAUCUUGCGAUGGCAUGUUUACAAAGGGUUCUCGCCAGGCAUCAGAAGAAUAUAGCCCGACUAGCCAAGAGGUGCCUUUCAUCAACCAAUCAUGAUGGGUUCAAAGUUCGCCAACUCCAUGAAAAGGAAUCUGCCAGCCUUGCCAACAGUCAGACAACAGAGGGCAGCAGACUCACGAAUGAGGACUUGAAACUGUUCCACAGAGUCGACCCAGAGGGUUUCUUUGUCGCGUUGGACAAUGCGGGGGAUAUAGUCGGGACGAUAGGUGCUGUGAGGUGGACAGACAGGCUGGGGUUUAUAGGGUUUUGCCAUGCAGGAGAACGGGCCAAGGAUAAAGGAGUUGAAGAAGCUCUCUGGAUGGCAGCCAUGGAACAUCUAGGAGACAGGAAUGUUGGUAUCGAGGUUGAUGCCUCUGAAGCAGAGAAGUGCGGCCAGCUUGGUUUCCAGGAGGCAUGGAGAUCUGGAUGUUAUAAAGGAGUGGGCGUGUCACUACUACCCGAAGCUCAAUCAACCAAGAUUGUUAGAAGGAUCACAGAGAUGCCUUUCAGUAAGGUGGCAUACUUCGAUGAAGACCUAUUUGAUCUACAGAGGAUGAAGUUCUUGUAUCGCUGGGCAAACAUAGAGCCUCCUGCUGGUCACUCGUAUGCCCUCAGUGAAAACGAAAACGUGAUGGGUUACGGUGUCAUGCGGCAGCUGAACCUUUCCAAGAAGUACCGCAUCGCUCCCCUCUACUGCCAGCACACCGCCGUAGCUCAGGUCCUCCUUCUAGCGCUCCUGCACAACAUCCCUGAUCAAACGGUUUACAUCGACUCUCCGCUCUCUAACCCGUCUUUCACGAGGAUACUGACUACGGAUUUGAGGAUGGAGCAGAUCGGGGAGAGGGUUCGGAUGUACACCAAGGGUGACCCGGGCAUGCCCCUCCAGAAGAUGUUUGGAACUUUGGGAAGUGAUUUAGGGUCAUGACCUUUGACCUUGGCCAUUUGACAGACGGGUGCUUCACGAUUGUGAAGAAUAUGGAGGCUUGCAGAUUUAUAUUGAUGCUCGAGUUUAUGAAGUCAUGAUUUAGAAUCGGGUAUGCCCCUCCAGAAGCCGUUUGGAACUAUUGGAAGUGAACUCGGGUCAUGAACUCUGACCUUGACCUUUUGAUGGAUGGAUGCUUCAUCAUUUCAAAUGAUUUGAUUCAAUACUUGCAGCUACAAUCUUGAUUUUGGGAUAAUUAUACAUCAAAGGUGAACAUGGCAUGCCCCUGCAGAAGAUCUUUGGAACAAUGGGAUGUGACCUCAGGUCAUGACCUUUGGCCUUUUGUUAGACAGUGCUUCAUGUCUUCAAAUUAUAUAGAUAUUGAUGCUUGAACUUAUGAAAUCAUGAUUUGGAAUCAGGCAUACCGUUUCAGAAGCUGUUUGGAACUAAAGGAAGUGACCUCACAUCAUGACCUUUGACCUUUUGAUGGAUAAGUGCUACAUGAAUCCAAAGGACAUGGAAGAUUGGACAUUGAUGUAAAACUUACCGCUAGAACUCCUAGAAAAAUGGUUCAUUUGCUCUGAGUCUUAACAUAAUUUUUAAAUAGGGAGUUUUCGCACAGCGGCGCGGAAUGAAUCCUCCUACGCAGCGAAUGCAUUGACAAUGCAAGUCAAAUCACAAUGAAGUUUUUGUCGAGGGUUGGUGAAUCGGAAUAGCAGUAACAUCCGACGAAAAAUUGCAAAUAUGUUGUUUGUCCAGUGUCACAGAUGAAACUGACGUUUCAUUUGCCGACGCUCGAUGAAGACUUGAUUUAUGAUUUGACAAGCAUUUUCACUGCAUUUGCUGCGUUGAAAGAUUAAUUCUGCACUGCUGUGUGAAAACCCCUUAUUGACUUGGGGAAGCAGUAGCUGGUUUCUUCCCCUUCCAUCCCUCCUCCCUCUUUGUCUCUUUCUGUGACUUCCUUCCCCUGCCCAAUCUUUCUCCCUCAUCCCCCCUUUCCCUCUAUCCCUCUCUCUCUCUCCCUCUGUUUAGGUAGUGUCUAUUCUAAUGGUAUUCAGAGAUAAAAAUGAGUACAUGAAUUCUUGAAAAAAGUUACUAAAAUGUGCUUUGGAUGACCCAGCAUUGCUCGAACGACGGUCACAACCUUGAUUUCUGGAAAGAUAUAGGGGCAGGUUUCCCAUCGUCACUAGAGCAACUAUCACAAAACCAUGCAUGAUAAUACUGCACACUGGACUUCAAGCCCCGAUAUGCGCAUUUAUAAAUGUGAAACCAAAUUAAUAAAUAUACAAUCAAUGAGAGUAAUAAAUACAAAUUUUAUUAUAAAACAAAGCAUUGAUUCUCCAUUCAUUUUUUCAGUGUUGGUUAAAUC